Molecule: messenger RNA, 2628 nt
Organism: Nomascus leucogenys (northern white-cheeked gibbon)
Lineage: Eukaryota; Metazoa; Chordata; Mammalia; Primates; Hylobatidae
Gene: NCBP2
Product: nuclear cap binding protein subunit 2
Exons: 4
Coding region: 616-1038 (140 amino acids)
Biological process (GO): mRNA cis splicing, via spliceosome
Cellular component (GO): nuclear cap binding complex
Molecular function (GO): RNA cap binding
Source: RefSeq, a predicted model, not a curated record
GUCUCAUUGUGUUGCCUCCCAUUCAGCUGCAAUCCGCAAACGCCAAGUGGGGCCCCGGUGCCUGCGAGCGAGGCAGGGAAUGGGUGCUGGGAGGGUGCUUGGAUAUCACUGAAGCCACUCUCUCUGGAAGACAGGGAAUUUGAGGCUCGCUUUCCCAUUCCCUCGCAGCCGCUCCCUGUACCCCAGCCAGUGCCGAGAGGUUUGAGCGGUGGUGGAAGUGGUGGCUCCCGUUUCCACGGUUGUGCCUCGGCAGAUGACUACGUAACAAGGGGGAGGGGUGCCCUUCUCUCUCCCAGAGUAUGUAGAGGCGCCUUCCUGAUGCAGAUGCGGGGCGUUUUACUUUGUUUUUUAAAUCGGCGAAGCAGUGCCCUUCGGCGAUUCGGGCCCCUUCUCUGGGAGGAUGGUGUUAGGGAAGCUGUACGCGGUGCGUGGGAGACAAGUGGAGUCCUCACUCCGCCCUCGGGGAAGCUGCGGAGUGGGGAGGUGGACCCGCCAAGCUAGACACUUUGAGGGUGUUCGGAUGUAAAGAUCGGAGAAUUGCUGGAUUUCAGAAGAGGGAAAUUUUUAGUCCGGACUAUAUCACAGUAUAUUUUGUGGAAAAAGGGGAGGCAGCAGAUGUUCAUAGACUUCUCAGUAUCAGCAGAGGGUGACAAUGAAGAACAAGAAAAAUUACUGAAGAAAAGCUGUACGUUGUAUGUUGGAAAUCUUUCUUUUUACACAACUGAAGAACAAAUCUAUGAACUCUUCAGCAAAAGUGGUGACAUAAAGAAAAUCAUUAUGGGUCUGGAUAAAAUGAAGAAAACAGCAUGUGGAUUCUGUUUUGUGGAAUAUUACUCACGCGCAGAUGCGGAAAACGCCAUGCGGUACAUAAAUGGAACGCGUCUGGAUGACCGAAUCAUUCGCACAGACUGGGACGCAGGCUUUAAGGAGGGCAGGCAGUACGGCCGUGGGCGAUCUGGGGGCCAGGUUCGGGAUGAGUAUCGGCAGGACUACGAUGCUGGGAGAGGAGGCUAUGGAAAACUGGCACAGAACCAGUGAGUGGUGAGAGCUCUGUCAGUGACAAACACUCCCUUGGCCUGUUGAAUUUAUUGAAGAACAUCACCUAAAGUCUGCAAACGAGCCCAUUUUUACCAAGAUUUGAUCAGUGUCUUCACUGAGCUGGAAGCCUCUGAGAGUUAUUAAAGGACAGAAUCCAAAAGAAUGCCUUUUAUUCUUGUCUGAGAAUCUUGGCCAUGUGUCAGAUUAUCAGAACAAUUUUGUUACCAGGUCAGAAAUUGUGUUCUUUGACAACAGAUUGGGUCUAUAAUGUUCAUUAGUCUUUAGCCAUAACCACUACACUUUUAGAAAGACAAAAAAAUUUAAAAAUUUGUUUUUACCAUAAUGAGUCUUAAGUAGGUUCAUGAUCUACAUUGGGGCCUGGGAUGAUUUUUUUAAUUUUAAGUUUGCAUGAGAUAGCCUAAUAAAUGGAGGUGGGGCCAGGCAUGGUGGCUCACACCUGUAAUCCCAACACUUUGGGAGGCUGAGGAGGAAGGAUAACUUGAGGCCAGGAGUUUGAGACUAGACUGGGCAACACAGCAAGACCCCGUCUCUACAAAGCAAAACAAAAAACAACAAAUGGAGUUGUGCUAUGUUGUAUUGCUUUGCACAAAAUUAGGAACAGGUGUUUGACAACUGAAUUUGUUUUCUAUGAAAUCUAACCUCUAAAGGCAAGCUUAGAGGUCAUGGACCUUCCUGUAUAGUUGAUGCAAAAGCAAUCUCCACAGGAAAGCACUGCUUCCAUGCUUUACACAUCAGGAAAUGAGGCCAGAACUUGAGUAUUUACUAACACGUUUUUCAAAAGAUGUCAGUGUUAUACCUAAAGCUAAAAAAAAGCAAGGGUUUGUCAUAGAGGGAACCUCUAAAUAAUUUCAGGGGUAGGGGAGAUGUUGUCAAUAGGAAAUGGGAUAAAACAUCAAGAGACCAUGAAAACACUGCCUUGACCUAAGGACCAGCAAGUUUAUUCUUUACAUUUUCAGUGAUGCUGGGAACGGACUGGGUUUAAAAAGGGAGCUUGAAGAUGGAAUGUCUAACAGUCACAGAAGGUUCCUGCAGGAGAUGCCUCUUUUAGCCAUUUCUCAUUUCCUCAAAUUUUACCUACUGAGGCUCAAGCCUUCACAGUGAGCUGAUGGUCUCUCCAGGGGAGGGGAGUCUAGGGAAUUUAUUUGGUAUUUGUAAGGCAAGAGGUGAUUAGGUGAUUUCUCUCUGAGUUAUUGCUCAUUUAAAACUGUUAAGUCCAGUAUAAUUUUCCCUGAUAUGAAAAAAUGUGAAUUUUUUUCACUUGGCAACAAAGUACCUUCUAAUUUCCAAUAGUCCGUGAAAGUUGGGGCUGAAGUACCUUAGUGUGAAUGUCUCUCAUGUUAAACGGAGUGUAGAAAUCUGAAUUUUUAAAAGAGCUAUAACUAGUUGUAAGUGCUUAGGAAGAAACUUUGCAAACAUUUAAUGAGGAUACACUGUUCAUUUUUAAAAUUCCUUCACACUGUAAUUUAAUGUGUUUUAUAUUCUUUUGUAGUAAAACAUAACUCAGAUUUCUACAGGAGACAGUGGUUUUAUUUGGAUUGUCUUCUGUAAUACGUUUCAAUAAAGCUGGAU